AUGGAUCCGCCGAAUAAGUUUGAAGAAUUGAAGGAAAAAUGGUUAAAGGAAAAAGGAUAUGAUGACCGUAGCAGAAGGGGCGUGGGCAUGGGAGAAUUAGUAACGAAGAUAGGGAAAUGGAUUAAUGAAUUCGUCAGUAAUUCAAGUGGUGAUAAUGACCCUAUUGGGAAAGACUGGUGUAACGAGGGGUUCGUGAAUGGGCAACGGAUAAAGGAAGAGGACGUACCAUUGUGUACAUUUAUUUUAGCAAAUUUAUGGAAAAUACAUUAUACGCAUGCAACAGGGAAAGGGCAGGAAGUAGAUAAGAGAAUGGAAUCAUAUGUGUAUUGCAUGAUUAUGAGAGCAUGGAUGUUCUGGUAUAGAAGUAAAAAUUGUGGGGCUCAUGAAGUUAUGAAAUAUGCUUCUGAAGGAAUGAGUACGCUAUGCCAAGGUUUUCCUGGUGUUAACGAGUGCUAUAAAUGUGAAUAUGGAGAACUUCAGCCUAUGAAUAUGGGUACUAUGAACAUUUUAAGCACUAUAUUAGGAAUAGCGAAAAACGAAAAUAAUAUUAUGGGUAAGAUGUAUAAGAAGAUACCAAAAGUUUCAUGUGUACAGAAAGGAAUUUUUGAAAAAGGAGGAAGUACGGAGGGACAACAACAAAUGGAAAGGAAAAUGACCGCAGGGGAUUUUCAAUUCAUAACCAACUUAUUAGUACAAUGGAUAAAAGCACACAGCAUGAAAGAUAUGGAAAAAUUCGGGGAUCAAAUAUGGCAAGAUCUGGAUAAAUUAUUUAAGGACAUGAUGGAAAAUACGGAAGACAGUACAGAAACGGAAAAUACGUUCUGUGGUAUGGAGGAUAGCAAAGGAGUUGCAUUGGGGAAUAGUACAGAAAAGGAAUUGUGUAAAAUUUUAUUAAGAAUAUUCUUCUGGAUAAAUGGAUUAAAGUUGAAAUGGGAUAAUGUUGCAGGGUGGCAAUGGGUAGAGAAGGAGUGGAAAAAAGAGAGUGCUGAUGAGAAACAAUUACAGGCUUAUUUAAGAUGUCUAGUUGGGAAAGUUACUAUGAUGAGGAUGUUCGGUACACAUUGUGCCUUAGACAAAGUGGCCAACCUUGUUAAGGAAGCUGUGGACGGGUAUGUAGGAUCCUUUGGAAGUGGCGACCAUUAUAAGGUAUGUGAAGAAGUCGAUAUUAGUAGUGUAAGAAUGGGUGGAAGAUUAAUAUGGAAGGAGUUAGGUCAAUGGAUAGAGAAAUAUAAAAGGGAGAAAAAUGAUAGGAAAGGUUUACAGGAAGUGAGAGAGGGGAAUACUGCACUGCACAGAAUAAAGAACGAUGGGGAGAAUAAUUGCCCAAGGGAGAAAGGACAGAAAAAAGAGGAAGACAGCUCAAAAACUUUAGAAUCAUUAGGAAUAAAUCCUGGGGACGGGGAACCAGACAUAAGAAAGGAUACUGAAACUUGGGAGAAGGAAGCUAUGAAAGAGGUACUGGAAAAAACGAAGGAAGAAAAGGGCGAAGAGAAUGUUGAACUAUUAAGGAAAAUGUUAGAGCAAAAAUAUGAAAGUCUAGACAAGAAAUAUAAGGAAUCAGUGAAAAAAGCUAAGGAAGAAAAACAGGUCCCUUCAACAUCAGUAGGUAGGAAUGAGCAAACUACAGAAGAAUCCCCUCCUCCACCACCCCAAGCCCCAUCCCAAUCGUCUGGACAGGCAGAUACAGGGAGAAGGGAGGCUAAAUCGGGAACAUCCGAGGUAGCGGGUCAAGUACCUGGACCAGCAGCUGUUCAAGAUCAUGAUCAGGGGCAUCAGGAACCACAACCUACCAAGGAGGAGUACGAAAAUAAUGUGGUGGACAGUGAUGUAGAUAUUACUGCAUGUUUAGAUGAUUCUGAUGAUCUAAUUCCACCAACCGGAUCGGUAGCCCCAGUGACAUCGUGCAUGAACACCAUGAAGCGGAUCAUAUGGGAGAUCAGAACCCUCAAACUACAAGCAGUGUUACUGACAGUCCAACACAGCAAGAUAAUCCUGCUGAUGCUUCCGCAGGUAGUGGUGAACCGCAGAAUCCUGAAGGAGGUUCUGGACAGGAUGCGACACUCCCUCCUCCUGCACAAGGUCCAGUUAGUACAAGUACUUCAAAGAAUGGUGGAGGUGGUGGUGCUGCUGUUGUGUGUUCCUUGGUAUGUGUGCUAUGACCUACUUACUUUGGAAGAAGUCUUAGACGAAUGUCAAAAAGGGGACCUACAUUCGACGAGGGAAGACUUUUUUGAAAUUUUGGUUCGAGAAUUUUUGGGAAGCAAUUUUAUAGAGGAAGAAAAGGUCCCUAAGGGAGAUGUUCCUAAGGAACAGUUAUUUAAAGAAGCACAUGGAAGGAAGCGAAAAAAAGAAAGGAAUAUGAAGAAAAGAAGGAAAAGAAAAGUAGAGAAAAAAAGUGUGGUUACCAAACCAAGAAGACCAUGGUUUAUACUGAAGGGAGGGAAGAUUUAUAGGGAAAGGGGUCUAAAGAAGGUAAUUAUCAUCGGGACUGUACACACAGAAGGCAUCCACAGCAGUAUAUGCUGCCUGAAUUUUGUUAAUGUAAUUGGUGAGCUCGCUAUUCUUAUUCUCCGAGUAGUAGUUCUUAUUAUCUGCUAUAGUUCCGAAGUCAUUCUGGAAGUCAUAUACAUCUUUUCUCCAGUUGAAAAUAUUUUUGUCAUCAUCUUUGUAAUUAACAUUACACUUAUAUAUGUGAAAAAUAGUUCCCAGUGCCUGAUAAAUUUCUCCUAUGAAUUUUGGAAACUGCUUAGGAUCGAACUUUCCAAAGAACUUGCUUCCCAACCAAUAAUAAAAGAAAGUACAAGGUGCGAAUUCUCCUACAGAGAGUAUGUUCCGCACUUCUGUUCUUGCAAAAAAAAUAUAUUAAGUGAAAGCAAAAUGGGAACAAUGGAGAAAUUCGAUAAUUUGAAGACUCAAUGGAUUCAGGCAAAUGGGGGAGAUAAGACACGAGGAGAGGAAAAACUACUGAAAAUGAUAGAAGAAUGGAUCAGUGCAGUGGAUGGUGAAGUUGAUGCAGAAGGUUUAGUAAGUGGAACGACAGCAUGCGAAAACAUUAAAAUAAAUGGGAAAGAUGCAACCACAGAGGAAAAAGCAUGGUGUGCAUUCCUUGUGGAAGAAUUACUGAAAAUAUGGAAAAACAUCGGUGAUGAGCAUAAUAAUAAUCCUGAAAGUGCAAAAAUAAAGGAAUAUAUUCAAUGUGCUAUAAGGCAAGUAUGGUUAGUGUUAUAUAGGAGAGCGUACUGUAAUGCCGAACGCAUUAUGAAGCAGGCCUUCAAUGCCAUGGACCAGUUGUGCGAUGUUUUCAGAGAAGGGGAAGGAUGCAGUAAGUGUGAUUAUGGGAAAAUCACAGGUGCGUUCGUGAAUCGUGUGAAUAUACGGGAGCUAAUUAUAAAGAAGAUGGAAGGGAAAGACGGAAUGUUACAAAAAAUGUAUAACAAAAUACCAAAAGGUCCAUGUCCACAGAAGAAUAUUUCUGGAGGAGGGAGUCAUGCGCAGGCACCAGAGGAAAAAAAAAUGACCGCACAGAAUUUUGAACUUUUAUCCAAAUUAAUAACAAAAUGGGUCAUGGCAAGGGGAAUGUCACAAGUGGAACAAAUGGGGGAUGGAAUAUGGGAUGAAAUGAAGACAAUAUUUAACAACCUUAUGGAUACACUUGGACAGGGGGAACAACCAAUAAUACGAAUAACCUGUGAAACAGGGUUGGAUAGUAACUACGAAAAAAUGACACCAUGGGGGACGGAAGAGAAGGAAUUGUGCAAAGCUAUGAUGAAAGUUAUGUUAUAUACUAAUGGUUUAACACAGAAUUUAACCGUAAGAAAUAAAGUCGCGGAUGAAGAUGAGGUAACUACGUACUUAAGGUGUGUAGUGGGGAAUACAAUAUUAGUAGAAUUAUAUGGAAGUAAUUGUCGCUUUGGGAAGGUACUUCCACAUGUAUCAGGGAUGGUGCACGGAUACGUGGAGAGUAACCUAAUGGAAAUGACGGAUAACAAGUGCAGUGAAUUCAGUUUGCAGAAUGCACGAAUAGGAGGAAAACUAAUUGGUAAAACAAUAGUGGAAUGGAUAAAUACAGGGGGAUGGAAAACAAAGGGGAAAGUGGGGAAGUAUGCGGACGUUAUGAAGCAAGGGAUUAAUUGUAGCGGUAGUGGACCAAGGAACAGUAGUAAGAUAGAUACGGAGGAGAAGAAAAUAGAUGCAAUAAAGGAAAUAAUAGAAAAGAAGGAUUAUGUUUCUAAGGAAGGUGCAGACAAAGUAGUAGAGAAGGUAAAAGAGAAAACGUUAACGGAUGGUAGUCAAAUAUUGCAGACAUUAGAAAAGGAGGUUGAGGAGGAAAUUAAGGAAGAAAAGAAGGCUCAGGGAGCAACACUGAGUAGAAAGGACAGUUCAGCAGAGGAAGGUCCGCUGGCACGUACACCACCCCAACCCCAAGCACCAGGACCUGUAACCAACCCUAAAAGUCAAGAAACUACUUCUCCUCCUCAAGCAGCACAAACUGAUCAAUGUCCACCUAAACCAAGUGAGGAAGUACAAGAAAAAAGGAAUGAACUAAAAGCUGCAUGGGAAGAAAAGAAGAAUAGUUUCACGAAGAAUGGACAAUUAAAUCAGGAUAAUGUAAAAGAAGAAGUAGGGAACAUGUUAACGGAACUAUGGGAUUAUAUGGGAAUGAAGGACGGGAAGGGGACGACAGUGGCAACCAUAUGUAGCCAUAUAAAGCACCAUAAGGGGGACUGGACCACUCAAAUGAAAAGAAUAUGUAAGCACGUAGUAAAAAUAAUAUAUUGGAUAGAAGGAAGGAGCAAAGAUGGAAACAGUUGGAAAGCGAAAACUGUGGAAGAGGAAGGGUGGAAGUCAUACUUAAGGUGUACCAUGGGGCAUACAAUUAUACUGGAAAUUCUUAAAGACAAGUGUAAUAUGCAGAAGGCUAUGAGCAUCAUUUCUGAGGCUAUGGAAGGAACAGCAGAAGGCUUCCCAAAGAAGGACACUGGAAUGGAAUGUAACUGGGUUGGGAUGCAAGAUAUAAAGCCUGGGAAAGAUAUAUUUCAGUCGAAAAUACAAGAAUGGUUAAAUAAUGCAAAACAGAAUAGGAAUGGUAUUUCAGGAUUCAAUAAUACAAUGGCCUGGAUGCCAUGUAAGGGGGACGAAAGGGAAAAAGAAGAACAGCAACAGCAGGGAGAUUGCCCUAAUGGAAGAAUUGUAGACUUAUUGGGAGCAGGAAGAUCAAAGGAAUUACGGAAAGUAGUCAAUACAGACCCUCCAGCUGCGAAACCGGCACCAUCAGGGGAUCCUGCAAAGUCCGCACCAGCCCCUAAGCAGAUAGAUGAAAAAGCAUCAGGUAAGGUUUCAGAGAACCAUCCUGCAGGUGACCAAGGUAAGGGAAAGCAGAAAGAGACAUGCGGUGGUGCUGCAACCUAUGGAAGAAGUAGUAAUGAAUCUUCAGUCUUAGUCAGUGUUGCCUCCGUUGAUCCUCAAUUUUGCGAUGACUAUGUUCCUCCUAUUCCAGGUGGUGCUUCUACAGGUACUGCUCAAACGACACCAGGCCAAAUCGACUCAGGUGAAAAAGAUGUUUCCGGUUCACAAGUCCCUACAGAAGAAAAGAAAGAUGAAACACAGCAGGAUGUUAGUAAAACGAUGAACACGAAGGAACCCGAUGCUGCUCCUAUUCCCAUUGCCGGUGAAAGAGGAAAGGAGAAUUUGAAUAGUCAGGAUAGUGGCCAACCGAAACCUGGUGGAGCCCCUGCUCCAGGGGAUGCACCCCCACCCAAACCAGCACGACCUGCAGCUCUAGGGGGACAAUUGUCACCACCACCAUCAGCAAGAACAACAACAGGAGUAUCUCCACCUACUGCUGUUCCAGUUAUUAGCAAGAUUGACAACCCUUCCGACCUCCUUACCCAAUACCUUCCUACCAUUCCUGUUCUAAUGGGUAUUUCAGCUAUGACCUACUUCCUCUGGAAGACGACGUUACAAAAGAGCUCAUCAAAAGUCUUAGACGAAUGUCAAAAGGAAGACCUACAUUCGACGAAGGAAGAUUAUUUCACCAUUCUUGUUGAAAAGUUUAUGGGAUCGGAAUUCAUAAAAGAAGAAAAUGUUCCUAAGGAAGAGGUCCAAAGUUCAGAUUCCGGAUUUAGGAUUGAUGUUCCUGAGGAAGAUGCUCAACCUAGAGUUAAUGUUCCUAAGGAACAGGAUCCAAGUUCAGUUUCCGGGUUUAGGGAGGAAGACUUUGUUCCUAAGGAAGAUGUUCCCAAGGAACAAGUUUCUAUGGUUGAUGUUCCUAGGAAAAAGUUUCCAAGUUCAGAUUCCGGGUUUAGGGAGGAAGACUUUGUUCCUAAGGAUGAUGUUCCUAUGGAACAGGUUCCAAGUUCAGAUUUCGGGUUUAGGGUUGAUGUUCCUAAGGAAGAGAUUCAAUGUUCAGAUUUCGGGUUUAGAGAUGAAGACUUUGUUCCUACAAAUGUAGGAAAAAAGGAAAAAAGAAAUAUGAACAAAAGAAGGAAAAAAAAAGGAAGGAAAGAAAAGGAAGGAAAGAAGGAAAGGAAGGAAGGGAAGGUUGUUAGCGAUGCAAAAAUAUGGGAUGAAAUGAAGAAAAUAUUUCAGUACCUUAUGAACACUCUUCGGGGUGAGGAAGAUGCAAUAAAAGAUUUAUGCUAUGAAGGAAUGGAUAAAGAAACAAAUAAUAUUGAAUCGUGGAAUAAUGAAGAGAAAGAGUUAUGCAGGAAUAUGAUGUCAGUAAUGUUAUAUACCAACGGAUUAACGCAGAGGUUAGAAGUAAGGAAUAAAGUCACAGGGGAGGAUAUAGUAACUACAUAUCUAAGGUGUGUAGUGGGGAAUGCAGUAUUAAUAGAAUUAUAUGGGAACAAUUGCCGUUUUAAUAAAGUUCUUCCACAUGUGUCAGGAAUGGUAGGAGUAAUGGUAAAUAUGCACAAAAGAGAAAUGACGGAUGAUGUUUGCAGUAGGUUCAGUGUACAGAAUGCACGAAUAGGUGGAAAAUUAAUUACUCAGACAAUAAGGGAAUGGAUAGACAAGGAAGGAUGGAAAAGCAAAGAUAAAGUGCGGAAUUAUGACAACAUAAAGGAACAAGGGGAAAAGUGUAACGACGGGGGAGCAGGUGGAAAAGGCAGAAAGGAAACAACAGGAGAGGAGGACGACAAUAAGGAAAAGAAGGACAUAGAAGAAAAAGUAAGCGAAAUAAAGGAAAUAAUAGAUAAAGGCCAAACUGUAUCCCAGGCAGGUGCAAACCAAGUAAUGGAAAAAAUGGAUCCGAAUGAUACUGAGGGUGAAAUGAAGAAAAAAUUAGAAAGUAAAAUUGAAGAGAAAGUACAGGAAGAGAAGAAAGCAGAAGCUGCUCCAGCAGUCAAACCUGCCAUCGCAGCAAAACCGGUUGCUGCCAAACCAGCAGCAUCAUCUGAUCCAUGCUCUCCCACCCACUCGGAAGCAGAGAAGCAAAAAAGGCAAGAAAGUGAACAGAAAAGGACAAAACUAAGAGAAGCAUGGGAUACAAAGAAGAAAGAGUGGACGCAGAAUAGCGGAACAUUAGAUCAGGAUAAAAUGAAGAAUGAAGUGCAGAAACUGUUAGGGGAACUCGGAGGAUACAUGGGAACGCGUGAUGGAGGUCAUAUAGCAGGACUUUGUGCAAGUUUAACAUAUCCGGGGGAGGGGCAUAAAACAAAUCAGAUGAAAGGAAUAUGUAAAUCUGUAAUGAAAGUAAUAUACUGGAUGGAAGGAAUGAAUGAGAAUGGAACGAACAGGAAGAGGGAAAUUGAAAAUGAGGAAGGGUGGAAGUCAUAUUUAAAGUGUUUAAUAGGGAAUACAGUUAUAUUAGAAAUCUUUAAGGAUAAAUGUGGUGUACAGGACAUAAUGAAAGUUACCUCCAGUACUAUGGGGAAAAUAGAAAAUACCUUUGCGAAGGAGAAUGUCAGGAGUAUGUGUAACUGGGUUGAAACGACUGAUAUAGCACAUGGAAAAGGAAUAAUUGAGGAAAAAGUACAAACGUGGUUGGAGAAAACAGUAAAGAAUAAGAGUGUUACAGGAUUAGAUAAUACAAUGGCCUGGAGGAAGUGUAAAUCAGACGAAGAAAAGAGGAAAGAAGACGAAAGUCAAGAAGGAAAACCUUGCAGUAGUAACAGAAUUAUAGACUUAUUAGGAGCAGGGCGAUCAAAGGAAUUACGGAAAUUAGUCAACAUUGAACCUCCAGCAAAGUCCGCACCAGCACCUAAGAAGGGACAGAAGGAAGAGGAUGGUAGGACGACACAGGAAGGUAAGGAAAAUAUUGUUCAAACAAAGGACGGUGUCUAUAUUAAUGGUGUUCUACUCCCUUUUGGUGAAGACACAAUGAAUUCCAGAGAUAAAGGCUUUAAGGACGAAAAGAAAUAUGAUCACGGUGUUUGGUCUGUGACGGAUCAAGGUGCAGUUACCACUGUUCAUAAUGCUGCCCCUACUGUUAUUUCAGGUACAGCUACAACAACCAGUGGGCAGUCUCCGGGUUCCUCGGGACCUGGUUCUACUGGAACAGCAGAUUCCCAAACUCCAAGCACAGGAACAGACACACGAACUCCAUCCGGCUCAGUUGUCUCACCUCAGGAUCCAGGCACAUCUGGACCCGGCAGUACGGGACACAAAUCUCCCGGUUCUUCCGGCCCAGGUAGUACAGGAACAUGGAAACCCGGUUCUUCGGGGCCCGGUUCCACUGGAACCUGGAACCCAGGUUCUUCUGGUUCAGGUUCCACGGGAACAUGGAAUCCAGGUUCCUCCGGUACUGGUUCCACUGGAACUUGGAACCCAGGUUCUUCUGGUUCAGGUAGUACUGAACACCAGUCUCCUGUUUCCACUGGAACCUGGAAACCCGGAUCUUCCGGCCCAGGUUCUACAGGAACUUGGAAUCCUGGUUCUUCCGGUAGUGGUUCUACGGGAAGAGGUGAUCAAGGAAGGAGUGGCAGAGACACACCUUCCGCUGCUCCAGUUGUUAACAAGAUUGACAACCUUCCUGAUCUCCUUACCCCAUACCUUCCUACCAUUCCUGUCUUCAUUGGUCUUUCUGUUAUGAGUUACUUGCUCUGGAAGUAUUUUUUCCUCCUUGGUAAAAGAAGAAAACGUUACAAAAGAGUUCAUCAAGUACGUGGUCCUCCAACUUUGGAAGAACAACCUCUUGAUCAUGUGGACGACCAGGCAGAUGGUCCACAUGAAUAUACCUUAGUAAAGGAAAGAAAACCAAGAUCUGCUCCAACAAAAACAAAGAGACCAAAAAAGCGGGGUGGUGAACCUGCUGGUUGCCGUGUUGGUCACCGUACGAUUAUUGAUAUUCAUUUAGAAGUGCUAGACGAAUGUCAAAAGGGGGGCACCAAACUAGUCCAGGAAGACUUUUUUGAAAUUUUGGUUCAAGAAUUUAUGGGAAGCGAAUUCAUAAAAAAGGAAAAAGUUCCUAGGGAAGAUGUUCCUAAGGAAGAGAUUCCAAGUUCAGAUUGCGGGUUUAGGGAGGAAGACUUUGUUCCUGAAGGAGGAUGUUCCUAG
Plasmodium coatneyi is the source of this 9498-nucleotide messenger RNA. Its product is annotated as SICA antigen. Bases 1 to 9498 code for a protein of 3165 amino acids. NCBI's taxonomy places the organism in Eukaryota, Apicomplexa, Aconoidasida, Haemosporida, Plasmodiidae. The record is from RefSeq and is a predicted model, not a curated record. The transcript is spliced from 24 exons.